AUGCAUAAUUAUAUGAAUAAGUAUGGAGAUCCUCGAACAAAUUCAUGGUUCCUGAUGAGUUCACCAUUUCCUACAUUAAUAAUAUGUCUAAGUUAUGUUUAUCUAGUCAAGGUUCUAGGUCCAAGGUACAUGGAAAACCGAAAGCCAUUUGAAUUAACAAAUUUGUUAAUAGUUUAUAAUUUUUUACAAGUAAUAUUCAGCACAUGGCUGUUUUAUGAGAUCGGGGCUGCAGGCUGGUUCACAGGCAGGUAUAACUUUCACUGUCAGCCGGUCGACCACUCGAAACAUCCACAAACGAUGAGGAUGGUUCACGCAUGUUGGUGGUACUACUUUUCAAAAUUCACAGAAUUUUUUGAUACGAUCUUCUUUGUGAUGCGAAAGAAAUUCGACCACGUAUCGACCCUGCACGUAAUUCACCAUGGUGUUAUGCCGAUGUCUGUCUGGUUCGGAGUAAAGUUCACCCCGGGAGGUCACUCUACCUUCUUUGGUCUCUUAAAUACCUUCGUACACAUCAUCAUGUACACGUAUUAUAUGAUCGCUGCUAUGGGACCUAAAUUCAGGCCGUACCUCUGGUGGAAGAAGUACCUAACGACCUUACAGAUGGCUCAAUUCAUCGGUAUCAUGGUGCACGCCUUCCAACUUCUAUUCAUUGAGUGCGACUACCCGCGAGCAUUUGUCUGGUGGAUCGGAAUGCACGCGGUCAUGUUCUUCUUCCUCUUCAAAGACUUCUACAACCAGUCCUACAGGAAACCAAGGGCCCGCGCGAAGUCGCCAGUUCCAGUAACGACAGACAUCAGUGCUGAAGAAGUGACGUACAAAAACGGUUCAGUGAAGAACGGGUACAGCAAUGGCCACGCGAACGGGCUAGUGCGGGCGCGCACAGUUCUGCCCGCGGGCAACUGA
Leptosia nina is the source of this 903-nucleotide messenger RNA. NCBI's taxonomy places the organism in Eukaryota, Metazoa, Arthropoda, Insecta, Lepidoptera, Pieridae. The record is from the annotation of a GenBank genome assembly.